Papaver somniferum (opium poppy) is the source of this 1044-nucleotide messenger RNA. Its product is annotated as adenylate isopentenyltransferase-like. The record is from RefSeq and is a predicted model, not a curated record. Gene Ontology annotation, biological process: cytokinin biosynthetic process; tRNA modification. Gene Ontology annotation, cellular component: mitochondrion. The transcript has a single exon. The coding region runs from base 1 to 1044 and encodes 347 amino acids. Gene Ontology annotation, molecular function: tRNA dimethylallyltransferase activity. Lineage: Eukaryota; Viridiplantae; Streptophyta; Magnoliopsida; Ranunculales; Papaveraceae.
AUGGGUGCUACAGGUACUGGUAAAUCUCGUUUAUCAAUAGAUUUAGCAACAAAUUUCUCACCUUCAGAGAUAAUAAACUCAGACAAAAUGCAAAUAUAUCAAGGUUUAAGUAUAACUACAAACAAGAUCCCGGUUCAUGAACGUUCCAACAUUCCACACCAUUUACUAGAUGAGUUCGACUCGUAUGAACACGAGCUAACUCCGUUUGAUUAUCGUUCUUUGGCGGAUUCCACAGUUGCAGAGAUUUUUUCAAGAAAUUGUUUGCCGGUUUUAGUUGGUGGUUCUAACUCAUUAAUCUACUCAUUCUUAACUAAAGAGCUUUCUAGUUCCGACUCGUUAUCGUUAUCUUCUUCUUCUUUAGAUUUCUUCUGUUCUUCAGCUGAAGAAGAUGGAGUUUCCGGUAAGUUACGGUAUGACUGCUGUUUCUUAUGGAUUGAUGUUGCAUUGCCGGUGUUGAAAGAGUACUUAUCUCUACGAGUCGAUCAAAUGAUUGAUUCCGGUAUGUUUGAAGAACUAUCGAAAUUCUAUGAAUGCCAAGAAGAAGAAGAUGAAGAAGAAACAACUCCGGUGUGUCGGACUGGGAUCAGGAAAUCAAUUGGUGUACCUGAAUUUGAACGGUUUUUCAAGUUAUUUCCACCGGGAAAGAAUAAUUAUUGGAAUCAUUAUUAUACCAAUGGGAAUGUGUUGGGUACUAAUGGGUGCAUUGAGACUAAUGGUGGCACGGUUGUGUCAUCGGUGGUGAAGUCGAUACGCGACGGGUGUUUCGAGUGUGGUGGUGGUGGUGAUGGAGAGAGGAGGAGGGAGAUGAGGAUGGUGUUUGAAGAAGCUGUUGAGGCUGUCAAAUGCAAUACAUAUGAAUUGGCUAUAAGACAGAUUAAGAAAAUUGAACGGUUGAGAUUGAUUGGAUGGAAUAUACAAAAGUUGGAUGCCACUGAAGUUUUCCGGGCAGUGUUAGAGUCGGAUUCCGGUAAGUCGUCGGAGAUUUGGGAUAAGGAGAUUGUUGAGAAGAGUGUGAAGAUUGUGAAGCAAUUCUUAGAUGAAUAG